Rotaria sp. Silwood2 is the source of this 342-nucleotide messenger RNA. Lineage: Eukaryota; Metazoa; Rotifera; Eurotatoria; Philodinida; Philodinidae. The record is from the annotation of a GenBank genome assembly.
AUGAUCAUAUUACAAUCAGAAACAAAUGGACUUGAAUCAGAAAAUAAUCGUUUAACAUCAUCAUUAUCAUCAUCCUAUGAUGGAUCACCUUUAUAUUUAAGAGAUAAUUCCACGCAUUCAAUUUAUACUUUAGAUCAAAUAAAAGUAAUUCGUUCACAACUAUGUUCAAGAUAUGAUAAACAUCUACAGCAACACAAUCAUAUUUUAACAAUAAAUAAUAAAUUUGGAAAUUCAAGUAAAACAUCAUUUAAUAGUCAAAGUACUAGAAAAGAAAUUGCUAUUCAUCUAAAUAAAAAUAAUAUGGAAACAAGAUCUACUAAACGUGAAAGAAAUGGUACUUAG